Molecule: messenger RNA, 609 nt
Organism: Dovyalis caffra
Lineage: Eukaryota; Viridiplantae; Streptophyta; Magnoliopsida; Malpighiales; Salicaceae
Source: the annotation of a GenBank genome assembly
AUGAAUGCUUGCCCAACAUCAGUUCCUGAAAUCACUCCACGGUUACUUCUUAAAGAUGCUGCUUAUGGUGCUGCUGCCUAUGGUUACUAUGAGCUUUCUAACUACCUGAGCUUCAAAGAUUGGUUUAAUGGUGCUUUAUCCCUUGAACUGUCAAAUGAUCAUCCAAAUAUGUGUAUCAUCCAUCGAAAAGUUGCACUGAUACUAGGACAAUGGGUUUCUGAGCUGGCAGCUUGUCGGUCUUUGUGUUUGCAUAUUGAGGAUGCAAACUUCUCAGAGCAAGAAUUUCUAGAUCUUCUUCCAAUCUGCUUUGAUUCGUGCUUUAAGUUGGUUGAGGAGGUUCAGGAAUUUGACUCAAAGGUUCAGGUUUUGAAUUUGAUCUCUGUUCUUAUUGGACAUGUCCAUGAGAUCAUUCCAUUUGCAAACAAGUUGGUGCAAUUUUUCCAGAAGUUAUGGGAAGCAACACUUUCCCAUGCUCCUGCAACGGAGCCUCGACUACUAGCGUACUUCCCAUGUCUCGUGGAAAUCAUGGAAAGAAGUUUUGAUCACUUGCAAGUUGCUGUAAAUAUCUUUGAGGAUUACACAGUUUUGGGUGGGAUUGAAUUUCUAUGA